Messenger RNA from Pogona vitticeps (central bearded dragon), 2164 nucleotides. Lineage: Eukaryota; Metazoa; Chordata; Lepidosauria; Squamata; Agamidae. The record is from RefSeq and is a predicted model, not a curated record.
AAUUCAUUCCGCCCUAGGUGUCAGUAGCUCAGUACGGCCAACGAAAGAUGGCAUUCUGUAUCAUCUUGAGAUGGAGUGGUCAAAAAAGGAGAAAGAGAUUGAAAAUAUCCUUCAAGAACUGGAUGAGAUGAUCCCCAACAUUACGUUCAGGGAUAUAAAGACUGUCACAAGUGCCAAGAACAGCCAAGCCACCAUCGUAAACCGCCAGGACACUUACUGUGUGGGAGACCACUUGGCGGUUCGUCUGGAUCUCUACGACCAUGUGGGGAAGAGGAAGGAGCAUGGCGGAGAUUUCCUACGAGCGAGGAUCUACUCACAGAACCUCGAGGCUGGCGCCUCUGGACUUGUCCAGGACCACCGGAACGGGACGUAUCUGGUCGAUUUCACUUUAUUCUGGGAGGGGAACGUCAGCAUUUCCCUCUUGCUCAUCCACCCCAGUGAAGCUGUUUCUGCUCUUUGGAGAGCGAGGAAGAAAGGCUACGACAAAAUAGCUUUCACAGGUAAAUUUUUAAACGGAACUUCAGCCGUCAACACUGAAUGUGGUUUCAAGCUGAACCGAAAGCAGGAACUGUGCGCUUAUCUGGACGAGAGAGACCAGGAGGCCUUCUACUGCGUGAAACCCAAGAACGUACCUUGUGAAGCUUUUGUUCAGCUGAAGACCCACAACACACCCAUCUCGUAUCUCACAGGCAUGGAACAGAGCCUUUUAAGAAGGCCAAACCUUGGAGUUGAGAUUCCUUGGCCAUUCAAGGACAUUCAUGUCGUACCCUGUAAUGGAACCAAGACGGCCAAGGAGACAUGUCGGGUUGGGAUGGCCUCGCCCGUGCCGAGUGGCUACGUUCUUCAUAAUGUUUGGCAUCCAGGAUUUUGCUCAGUGACUGAUUUUAGCACCCUGGCGAAAAUCCAAACCUGCCUAAAGAAGAAAAUGGUUUAUCUCAUGGGAGAUUCGACAUCGUUCCAGUGGGUGACCUCCCUUUUGAAAAGGGUAACAACCCUCAGGUAUUUUGAUACUCACCCGGAUGCUCCAGCGUUCAACACCCGUGUGGCUGUGGACCUGGAAAGGAACACAUUUAUCCAGUGGAAGAAACACGGGCACCCCAUCGUGACCCUCGCCUUCUAUUCAGUCAAAGACUUAGAUUACAUCGCUCGGGAGAUUGACCGAGUGGCAGGGGACAGCGACACGGCCGUCAUCCUUGCCCUGGGCCAGCAUUUCCGUCCGUUCCCCAUCGAUAUUUUUGUUCGAAGGGCGGUUAACAUCCGCAAUGCUGUUGAGCGCCUUCUUCUGAGAAGCCCAGACACCAAAGUCAUUGUCAAAGCAGAGAACAUUCGAGAAAUGAGAGGAGAUAUGGAACGGUUCGGUGAUUUCCAUGGCUAUAUGCAGAAGCUGGCCAUGCAACGCAUUUUUCGAAGUCUCAAGGUAGGCAUGAUCGAUGCCUGGGACAUGACGGUUGCCUACAACACUGACAAUGUCCACCCCCCUGAGGAUGUGGUUUGGAACCAAAUUGUGAUGUUCUUAACAUACUUCUGUUAGUCGGGAUGACCUUGACCUCUGACACCAUCCAAGAAAACCAUGUUGUCUAUCUGUUGUAAAGAGCAUCCAUGAUGCACAUAGAAAUGGUGGAAGUAAUUACUGGGCAGAGCUGAGAAAAGUUACAUUUCGGACAACAACUCUGUUUCUUUCCUCUCUUUUUUUACAGCAUUUGCUUUGGGUUGUGCAAUAGACUCAAAUCAGCCCCCAAAGAAAAGGUGGACUAGAAUAUUCUGAAUAAAUACCUAUUGUGUGUGCCCGUUUUUACUGACAAAAAAGGAAUUUCUCCAAACUCCCUUUCAACCUGCCACUGCCUUUGACUCUAAUGGCUGCUUUCUGGACAUGAACAUGUGUUGAGGCUGUAACCUGGCAGGGUAGAUUCCCUCUGGGGGAGGGGGAACUAACCAUAUCCGUUGAGUAAAUAAACCCACAGUAAGGUGUUCCUGGGCGUUGACAGCUAUGCACGUCCUUCCUGGCUGUGGUAGAUAAUCAAAGACUUUGGUUCACAGUCUCAGUAGUGCUGGGGGGUGGGGAGAUGAUGAAUGUAAAAGAGCGUGGAAUCCAGAAGACGAAGAGGAAAGAAGCAUUAAGGGGGGAAAAAACUGAAUGCAAUAAAAACCGACAUUUUGUCUCCAG